AUGAAUGCUGGUGAGAGUCAGACUACUGAGUUCAGGACCGGGGCAUGCACAGGGCCAGACGUCUGGGCUGAUAUGAGGGAGCUGAGGAGGGUGAUGCAGGAGAUGACUGGUGACCUGAACCAACAGAAGGUGGAGCUGCAGGACAGCAAAAGAGAAGUGGAACAGCUGAAGCAGCUCAAUGCAGCAAUGGAGGAAAGACUAAAUGUGGAGAUAGCGGACAUCAAAGCCAAACAUAAUGCUGCCGAAUUGAGACUUACGUCUACAGAGCAAGACAUAGGAAGUCUGAAAACAAAUAUCUCAGGUACACCUAAAGUGGCAUUCUCUGCCUUUCUGACUGAUGCUGAGUAUGUCGGACCAUUCAACACCGACAUUAUACUUGCUUAUAAGAAGAUCUUCACCAACAUUGGCAAUGCCUAUUCACCAAUUACAGGUAUCUUCACGGCCCCAGUGAGAGGAGUAUACUACUUUAGGUUCACCGGCGUUGGGAAGUCCAGCUCUCACAGCUUAGUUCUGAAGUUGACAAAGAAUGGAGAAAAAGUCAUGGCCAUGUACGAGUAUCCAAGCGACAAUGAAUAUGUCAACAACGGGGUGGUACUGCAGCUGGAGGUGGGCGAUGUCAUCUACAUGCAGCUUCUUUCAAGUUCUCAGGUAAUUGCCUAG
Messenger RNA from Engraulis encrasicolus (European anchovy), 660 nucleotides. Its product is annotated as cerebellin-1-like. Bases 1 to 660 code for a protein of 219 amino acids. Lineage: Eukaryota; Metazoa; Chordata; Actinopteri; Clupeiformes; Engraulidae. Gene Ontology annotation, molecular function: protein binding. The transcript has 6 exons. The record is from RefSeq and is a predicted model, not a curated record.